Solanum tuberosum (potato) is the source of this 564-nucleotide messenger RNA. RefSeq lists its product as uncharacterized. The record is from RefSeq and is a predicted model, not a curated record. The transcript has a single exon. Bases 1 to 564 code for a protein of 187 amino acids. Lineage: Eukaryota; Viridiplantae; Streptophyta; Magnoliopsida; Solanales; Solanaceae.
AUGCUAGGUUAUCUCACCACAAUUCGAACCUCAACUGGAGCAACUCCUUAUCUAUUGGUAUACGGAAUAGAAGCAGUGAUACCAGCUGAGGUUGAGAUACCGUCUUUAAGGAUUAUCCAAGAGGUUGGUCUCGACGAUGCAGAAUGGAUACGUAGCAGGCAUGAACAGUUGAUGUUUAUCGAUGAAAAGAGGAUGGACGCGGUUUGUCAUGGACAACUCUAUCAGAACAGAAUAACCAAAGCCUUCAACAAGAAAGUCAGACCUCGACAGUUCACACCGGGGCAGUUAGUAUUGAAGAAGAUCUUUCCUCAUCAAGGAGAAGCCAAAGGGAAAUUUGCACCAAAUUGGCAAGGACCCUACAUGGUUUAUAGAGUGCACUCAGGAGGAGCCGUUAUCUUAGCAGAAAUGGACGGCAGAGUAAGCACAAAGCCAACCAAUUCAGACGCCAUACAAAGAAAUACUACAUCUGAAGACCUCAAGAUUAGCGCUUAUUUUGUGUACUUUUGCAUUUUUCAAUGUAACAGAACUACGUCUAGACCUGACUUCCCACGGUGGGGUACGUAG